Molecule: messenger RNA, 921 nt
Organism: Penicillium brevicompactum
Lineage: Eukaryota; Fungi; Ascomycota; Eurotiomycetes; Eurotiales; Aspergillaceae
Product: J domain-containing protein
Exons: 1
Coding region: 1-921 (306 amino acids)
Source: RefSeq, a predicted model, not a curated record
AUGUUCAAGAUACCCAGCCAUCUUCGCAUCGGAAGUCUACAGCUACUGAAUUCAAACGUUCCGUUACCAUUGCGCCGGACCACCACCCCCCAGCCUCACGGGCCGCAAGCGGCACAAACAAGCAAGUUCUAUGCCACUGCCUCGCAUUUCCCACAUCAGGAUUAUGCAUGGCCCAGCAACUCAUCGCUCACCCCCUAUGACGUCUUGAACCUACCCCGCGGGGCUCCGUACUCGAAAAGGAACUAUUAUGACCUCGUCAAGAUAUACCACCCAGACCGACCCUUGAAAGGCCAUCCACUGUCCCACCAAUUAACGCCCGAGAUCCGAUUGCAUCGCUACCGUAUUGUGGUCGAUGCCCACGAGCUUCUCUCCGAUCCAAGCCGGCGAGCGUCCUAUGACCGGAGCGGUGCGGGCUGGAGCCACACGGUCCUAGAUAGAACAACCGAAGAGCCAACUGGCGGGCCGAGUGUCUACGCAAAUGCCACAUGGGAAGACUGGGAGCGAUGGCAUAACCGCCACCAGGCCCCACAACGGCAUGUUGUUGACCAGCAGACCUUUGUGCGACUUGUGAUCCUCCUGGUGCUGUUGGGCGGCGCACUUCAAGCAUCCUGGAUUGGAAAGGUACAUACAGGCUUCGAGGAUCGCUUGCGCGAGCUCAAUGAAGAGUCGGCGCGCUUCUUGCGGGGUCGCAAAGAAGAAACUGUGAAGCAGAUGGUCAGCAACGAGGCCCGCGUGCAGAAUUUCCUCAUUCGGAGAGAUCCCACUGGGGCGGGCUUAAAGGAUACAGAGCAAUCCGUCUAUCAGAAAGAGCUGCACCCCCGCCGUGGGUUGGAUAAGGCACGAACUGACGAUGAGAAUAUACCAGAGUCUGGCCAGACCGGGGUGGACAUAUUGAAAAGUACAGAAGUAUCUGAUAACUAA